AUGACCGGUGAUAAGAGUGAGGUGAUCUACAUCGGUGACAAGGACAUCAACCGCAACCGAAAUGUGCGUGAUGAGUCGCCGGAACGGCAAAUUAAGAUCCUGUUUUUCGAUCUCACUCACUAUAACCGCACAACCCAGUUCCUGUUGUGUUGCGCCGGUGUAUUCGUCCUGUACCUGGUGUAUGGAUAUAUGCAGGAGCUGAUCUUCACGCUAGAUGGGUUCCGACCGUACGGAUGGUACCUCACACUCAUUCAAUUCGCCUACUACACCGUCUUUGGGUACAUUGAGCGCUCCAUGGAAAAGACCACCGUCCCACGUUGCAUUCCGAUGCGAACGUACGUGUUACUGGCGUUCCUCACGCUCGGCACGAUGGGACUUUCCAACUCGAGCGUUGGUUACCUCAACUACCCCACGCAGGUCAUAUUCAAGUGCUGCAAAUUGAUUCCGGUGCUGAUCGGCAGCGUGCUCAUUCAGGGCAAAAAACACGGACCAAUGGACUUUUUCGCCGCUUUCGCCAUGUGCCUGGGAUUGAUCCUGUUCACGCUGGCCGACUCGAAGGUACAGCCCGAUUUCGACACCUUCGGGGUAUUUCUCAUUUCGAUGGCGCUCUUAUGCGAUGCCGCGAUCGGGAACGUGCAGGAAAAGGCUAUGCGUGAGCAUCGGGCUCCAAACAACGAGGUCGUCAUAUAUUCCUAUGGUAUCGGGUUCGUGUACCUGGCCAUGAUAAUGCUGCUGUCGGGACACCUGGUCAAAGGCGUUGUCUUCUGCGCUAACCAUCCGAUGGAAACGUACGGAUACGCGUUCUUGUUCAGCUUAACCGGUUACCUAGGCAUACAGAUCGUUCUGACGCUGGUGAGAACAUGUGGUGCUCCGUUGGCGGCCACUGUCACAACGGCUCGUAAGGCGGUCACGAUAGCUCUAUCAUUCGUAUUCUUCAGCAAACCAUUCACGAUGCAAUACCUGUGGUCGGGAUUGAUAGUCGUAUUCGGCAUAUAUUUGAAUGUGUACAGCAAACGCAGCAAGCUUACCUUCGCCGAUCUGGGUCGGAUGGUCAACACCCUCUACCGACAGAUAUCAUCAUUGCCGACGAAAGGCGGAACCAAAAAAUCGCUGCUGGAAGUGUGAUUUUGCUUCGAUACGAGGCAUAUAAAUAAGUAAGGACAUAUUCUAGAACUAGAGCUUGGAACUA
Anopheles nili is the source of this 1189-nucleotide messenger RNA. It is a transcript of the gene Papst2, whose product is annotated as adenosine 3'-phospho 5'-phosphosulfate transporter 2. Gene Ontology annotation, molecular function: 3'-phosphoadenosine 5'-phosphosulfate transmembrane transporter activity. Bases 1 to 1125 code for a protein of 374 amino acids. The record is from RefSeq and is a predicted model, not a curated record. Gene Ontology annotation, cellular component: endoplasmic reticulum membrane; Golgi membrane. The transcript is spliced from 2 exons. Lineage: Eukaryota; Metazoa; Arthropoda; Insecta; Diptera; Culicidae. Gene Ontology annotation, biological process: transmembrane transport.